AUGCGAGCAGGUCAGUUUCAUACUUUCGCAUUUGAAUUCGAGCCGUCGCGAUGGUCUACUUCUCUCAGCCUCAGCUGGAGUCCAUUCCCAGGAAUCACCUUCCCUGUAACCCUCGCGUAUAACAAGAACGCUCUCCAGGACUGCGACUACUCCAUGCCAUGUAAAGCAAUCAUGAUGGAGAUUCAGCCACGACAGAUUUAUGAAACUUCAAGUACAGUGUCUGGAAUUGACACUGUGCAGGGUAUAGCGGGCUUGAACCAAUUCGAUUUUUCUUCUUCGACUCUGAAUUUUACCGAUAAUGGCUUCGUUGAAGGCUAUCCGAAGUAUUUCUCUCGUGCAGGGUACAUGAGCAUCCAGCUACAAGCAUAUGAUGUCUAUGGGAAUUCAAUAGUUGAUGGAAGUCAAGCUGUAAGUCUUUCAACCCUCUCAGUCCUUGACACUGGAGUCAUUCAGAAAAUUCAAGGAGACCUGGUGUACUUAGAAAAUAACAUCUCCCAAUUUCAGAAGCCAUCUGACGUAAGAUUGGACAUCUACAUCAGAUCUUGGCGUUCUCAAAACUUUUCUUCCUUUAAAAUCAUGUCUUUUGAUGCUUCUAAUUUCUCUGCAAUACUAUAUCCAAGUAUUAACGGUAGUACGCUUUCGGAGUCAAACUAUCUCUUUUACGUCGUUGGUAUCCUCUAUCAAUCAAAUCAGACCGUCAGCGCUUGGAAUUCAGUAUUUUCGUGGGACAUCUACGUCCCGACUGCUGGUUUAUAUGUCCUCUCAGUCAAAUCUCAUCGAUCUUUAGAGUUUAACGGAAGUCCUUUCCUGGCAGCAGUCAUGUCUUCAAAUUUCAAUUCCAGUACUUCUCAAGUUUUGUCGAGAUACUUUUGGAGAGUGGAGCAGUUAAUUUACUUUCGUGUUGUCGCGAAAGAUCGAUAUGGCAACAACUUGUCGCUGUCAAUUCUGACCAAUGAAAAUGGUCUCGAUAACUCCACCAUGAAUCAGUUGAGUGCUCUCCUGUAUUUGCAGACCAAGCUUGAUACAAUCUCUCGAAAUUUCAUUUUGUCGUCAGGCAAUGCUUCGUUUUUCAGUUUAAGUUCAAAUGAAAUCUCAAAUCCUUCACAUUACGUUGGUUAUCAAAUCACAGUAAAUGGUGAAUCAAGAAAUAUCACUUUUCAGAGUGACUCUCCUUUCUCGAAUGAAUAUCCAGGAGUGGUCGUAACUGUGGAUGUGCCAUUCACAGUGUUGCCUCAAGCUGGAGAUGUCUACAUCAUCUCCAAAGCAGUUUUUGUUGGAAAGGAUCCAAAAGCUGGUUGUGAGGUUUUUGACAGAUACGUCAAUGUGUUCCACGGAUAUUGUCACCGAGUAGAAACGCUUGGGACAUACAUUCUUGAAGUCAAAUAUCAGAAUUCCACUGUUGGGAGACCUAUCACACUUUACGUCGGUGCUGGCGUGCCAUGCGCAAGCACAUCAGUGGCGGCAGGGGCUGGGCUCUCUCUGGCCACCGUUGGGUAUCCUGCAUACUUCAUGUUGAGAUCGAAGGAUAGAUUUCUGAAUGAUGUGCUUCUUGAUGGCCUUGACUAUGUGAUCCAAGCUGACAGGGCUGGGGCUUUUGAAAAUCUAACGCAGUACACCACUCCUACCAGCGUCAACGGGAUGCUGAGCACAAAUUUUACUCCCUGGAUUACUGGUACGUAUCAAAUGAAGAUUGUUUUUGGGCAAUAUCUUGUCGCAUCAUCUCCAUACAUCGUCAGAGUGCGUUCUGGAAGAUUCUGCGCAGCAGCAUCCACGUUUUACGGUCCUGGACUCACGCUUGCCUCAGUUGGCAUCCAAUCUCGUUUCGUGGUGGUUGCAGCAGAUUCGUUUUACAACUUUGUCGAUUCCUUAGCAUCCAUAUCGCCAUCCUGUGUCAGUGAUGUAUCAAAUGAAGCUUGUUCUUUACAGAUGUUGAUUGGCAAUCAAACGUUGCACUUCAUGCCAACAGAACUACACCUGGAUCAGUAUAAUGUAUUCUAUGAGACUUAUGGUUGGAAUGCACGUUAUGAAGUAGAUAUCCCGAUUUCAAUUGGUGCAACCUCCACGACAUUUCAACUGAACUUGAACCAAAGCAAUUUCCAAAGUCAACUUCCGGGCAUUUAUGCAACUUAUUACGCCGAUGAUAAUUUUUCUCAACCUCUUUUGACAGCUCUAGAGUAUACAAUAGACCGGGUCAAUUCUCAGAGUUCUGUCUGCACUUUUGGAAACUCAUCUCAGUUCCCCUCGUCUAUUGAUUAUCAGAAAAACUUCUCUGUCAGGUGGGAUGGUAUUGUGUAUCAAGAUCCAGCAACAACAUACGUGUAUGCAUUUUCUCUUGGCCAACAAAUUGAUAGGCUACAGUUGUGGAUCGAUUCUAACCUGGUCACUGAUCAGUGGUAUUCCUUGGGCAGUCUUUAUGUAUCAAACUCUUUCUUCAACUCCAAGCCUUAUCCUCUCCUGAGCUUCCGGUUGGAUUUUCGGUCAAACAGUUCUUUGUUCGCAGGAAUUUCCAUGACACGGAGACUAUCUCAAGACUCAAUUCCUACCUUUGAUUCAUUUUUCUACCAUACAACGACACAAUUUCAAUUAAUUGUUGUAGGUCAAGCUACUGCAUUUGCAGCUGCUACCACAGCAUCUGGAAGCUCGUUGACCUUGUCCACAGCUGGAGUAUCAUCGCAGAUUACCAUCACUGCAAGAGAUGACCUUUAUCACGAGCUAAUAUUUGACUCCAACAUCCAACAGAUUGUGUUUUCUGCCAAGACAGGGGUGGAUAGUGGAGGUCUAUCGGCGACGUACUAUUCGGAUUCGAACUUGAAGUCUCCUGUUGUGACGAGACAACGACAGGUUGUUCAGCCACUUGCCGGUUAUGCCAGUCUCACAAGACCGUUGAGCCAGCCGAGCCCAGCAAGCCCCAGCACAACAUUGAAUGUUGCUUACGACAACCUCUCUAACGAAUGGAUUCACGCUGGAGACUUCGCUGUCAUAGCCAAUGAAGUAAUUGAAAUUCUCUCGAUUUCAUCCUCAACGUUGGUUGUGAAUAGAAAUCUCACAGGAAAUGCACAGGCGCACCCUGUUGGAACGCCUUUCAACACAUUCCCUUCUAUCAGUCUCGUCCAUGUAUCGCAGUAUAGUGUCAGGUGGGACGGCUUUCUCAAAUCACAAAAUAGCGAAGUGUACACAAUAUUCUUCACAGGUGUGGGUAUCAGCGAGCGUGUGAAAUGUUGGAUAGAUGAUUAUCUUCUAAUCGAUGCAUGGAGUUCACUGUCAGGAACAAAUCUGAAUGGAACAAUAUUUUUUAGCAGAGCAUACGACUACUAUCAGAUUAAGAUUGAAUAUUCCAACAAUUUUUCUCCAGGAGGUUUUACUUUGAAAUGGAGCACAUCUACCAUUGGAAUUGAAAGCAUACCCAGUGAAAACUUCUUUCAAAGUUUACACUGGCUGGAUAGUCAAUAUCCACCUGCACACAAUCAGUAUCUUGUCCCUAGUUAUAACACUACAGUGAGUGGUUCUUAUCAGACUUCUAUUGCAUCCUUCAUCACCGGUGGGCUAUAUGCAACAUAUUACUCGGAUGUCGAUUGCACUUCCACUGCUCUACAUCGUGUUGACCCCGCGAUCGAUUUUGAUUGGGGCUUCUACAACGCUCUACCUAGCCUGCCUCAAGACGACUUCUGCGUGCGAUGGCUCGGUAUGAUUUCACCUUCGUCUUCUGGGACGUACACCUUCGAAGUGAAAGCCUUGAAUGAGUUGAAGCUUUGGAUUGAUGAAGGGCUGGUGUUAGACUUGUACGAGUCGAGUUCGAGAACAAGAAGAAGUUUUCCGUUGUACUUACAGAGUAAUAUCUUGUACCAUAUCAGAAUCGAGUACAAAGCAUAUGUUGGUCUUGCAGCAGUACAACUUUCAUGGAGAUCUGAGGUCAUUCAAAGUUUCAGUCUGCAAUCUAUUUCAUAUCAGACGUGCAAUGUCAACACUCAAACGAUCUGCUUUAACGUUGACGGUCCUAUUGGUGGCCUGGGAUACUUAGCAGGAAGGUUAAUGAUAAGGAUGAACGGAGAGAUCACUCAGAUCGGAACAUUCAAUGUCGACAUUUAUGGCGCUGUGAAUCAGAUUCACAGUAAUCUCACUGGGUUCACCUUUCCGAAUAAAUCGAUAUCUUUUGAGGACAUCCUGAUCUUUUAUCAAGAUGUAAACCAAACACAGGAAACAAGCAUCACAGGAAUGCAAAUAAUCAAUGGUGGGUCUGGCUUGAUACCUGGAAGAUUUUUCAUUUUCGGCACAAAAUCUGUUGCACACGGCUACUUCAUCACGAACUCAAGUGGCUCUCUAGAUGCAUUUGUUUUCAAGGAUCACGGAACUGGAUUUUACGACUUCAACCUGAAUCAAAGUUCGAUUAAUUUGUACUUCAUGGAUGAAAAUGUAUCAAUGCCUGGUUCUGUCACCAAGAUUCAAGUUUCAGGAUCAGCGAAUGUUUCGUAUUCAAACAAUGGUUCUCUGGUUGUCAAUUGCACGUACCCUUGUAAUGGGACAGGGCUCAGUGGCAAUUGCUUUGCGUCAGGUGGGAAUGUGUACUUUGUGCAAAUAUUGACACAUGGCACUGGUUAUUCGCCGACAAGUUUGCCGAGACUAGAGUGUCCGGGAGGGAAUGGACAAACCUUCGAGGCGAUUGUUGCAGCACAGCCAUCCAUUCUCCCUAUCGUCGCUCGAGGAGCAAGGUUGUUUCCUGUCUUUCGAGGAAACGCUGCAGCGCUUGUUGAAAGGGAGAAUCUUUUCUUCAAGACUGCCUCGAUCUCUGGUUGGGAUGGCGCCAACGUCGACGCUCUGAGGAUUCGAGCAAACAUUAUAUGUGGAAGCACUUCAACUCUGACAUACUCUGGUAUUGGCUGGCAGCCAAAAGUAACAAGAACAGGUUUCCCUACCUCAUUCACCAUUGUUGCAAGAGAUGAAUACGGAAAUGUCUUUGAUGGCAAUCAAUCAAGUAACUCUUUCUUCGUUGCUUAUUACUAUUGGGACAACUCAACGAUAUUUUCCAAGUGGCAAGGAAUCGGAAUAUUGCCUUCCAGCACUUCAGGCGAGUACACUUUUGCCAUUUCCGCUUCCAACCAAACUCGGGCGGGAAAUUUUCUUCUAGAAACUUACUAUGCAAUCUCUGGAGGCUUAUGGGCAACCUAUUACAUGGGAGGUGACUUUUCUUUAGAUUGGAAAAAUGUGGCAUUGCUUCCUGUAGUGAGCAGGGUCGAUUCUUUCAUUGACUUCUCUACAUCGUAUGGAACUUGGCCUUCGAGUCCUACUUGCAUUGCUCAGUUCUAUCCGAUGACUGUGAGGUGGUCUGGAUUUUUUAAUCCCACACUCAUGCAAUGCAACUCUAGCUUCCUCAGUGUAAGCCUCGUUGCAAAUAGCGAACGCAUCAGAUUGUGGUUGGAUAACCAAAUCAUUGUAGACCAAUGGACAAGCCUGCAGUCGUUGAAUACUAACAUCUCUUGCUACGAGUCAUCGUAUUCGUACGUAAAGAUUGAUCUUGACUAUAAAGCACGUUAUGCUGAGAGAGGAAUCAGCGUCCGAAGAAUAGUCAAUGGUUCUGCUUCGAUCGUGGGGGGCUCAGAAUUUUACAGCGCGUACCUCCUUCAGGGUGGUAACAUAUCAAGACGAUUUUUGACUGACGCCGUCUGUGCAACUGCCACUUUCGUGUACGGGAGCGGAAUAUCCGUGGCAACGUCAUAUAGCCCCUCUCAGUUCUUCAUCAUUGCAAGAGACCAGUAUCACAACCCGGCGGCUGACAAUGUUUCAUUCUUCGUCCAGGUACCCGGGGCUCAAAACGUCUUUUCUCGACCCUCGUCUCCUGGAAUCUUUAGUGUGGAGUACCUUCCGACGCUGCCUGGACUUCAGACUGUAAGAAUUUCCCUUCCUCUACAAGGAGGCUUGUUCGCCACAUACUACUCUGACUCACUUUUCUCGAUAUCUUUGUACAAUCGUGUCGAUACAAUGAGCUAUGAUGAGUACUUCUCCACCAAUUUCUUUUCAGCUCCCAACUAUCUAGGUGCUUUGAAUACAACCUUUGCUCGCUGGGGAGGACUUCUUACCCCUUGGAAGUCCAGCACAUUUAAUUUGUACGUUCCUCUUGUUAAGAGCGACGAGCGGGUGCGGCUUUGGGUGGAUGACCGCCUGAUCAUAGAUCAAUGGACCUCACUAUCUAGUGUGCAACCAUUGGGAACUUUGUUCCUUGACAGCGCAUUGUUCUAUGAUGUUACCCUUGAGUACAAGGGCAUCCCGGGCAUGAAUGGAAUUGGAUUGUUCUGGUCGAUCUUUGAAGACAAGACAACAGCUGUGAACGUUUCCGGUUGUCUUUCAGGUUGUUCCUCUUCAACUUCAUCAGUCAGCUUGCACGGCGAAUGGUUCGAAUCAACGAUUGUCGUCAAUGGAACUUCGUCUACUUUUUUAUAUGAUGGAAAUAGGAGCAAGGGAAGGUCAUCAGUAACGUUCUCCUUUCCCCUUGCAUUUGGGUUGUACUCGAUUUAUGUAAAAUAUCCAGUCGGUUCCGAGUUUGACGCAAAGGUUCCUGUCCAGGUUCUUUUCAGUGGGAAACGCUCACAAUAUCUGAUCAACGAGACUGCAGGGAGUGGACUGUCGUUCCUUGGAACAUUUUCAUUUGACUCUAGGGGUGCUCAAGUGAUUGUUUCCAACGAUUACACCUUGAGCACAGUAGCAGUGGAGGAAGUGAGAAUUUCAAAACUGGCUGAUGCUUCUCAAUAUCUGAUUGCAUCUGGGGAAGUAACUUCAGCAUUAUCUCCAAGACAGUUCAUCAUGAAUUUACAAGUUGAGAAGACAUCUUUGGUAGGUCAGGAUCUUUUCAUCAAGAACGAGAGUAGGCGAAUUCUAGACUAUGAUGUCAAGCAAAAUAUCGUAACGAUUGAUCAGUCGUUUUCUAUCGGCUUGACCUCACUUAUUGGCGAAAUCUCGGAAUCUGAUACACAGCUCCUUGUACAAAAUGUGUCAGAAGCUGGAAUCCUUGAGUAUCAAUUCAUAGAGAUAGACUUCGAAAUCUUCUCAGUCACCUCAGUGGAUUCCAGCAGAAAUGAGUUGACGGUCAUGCGAGCUCAAUUCAACACAAGGAGGCAGAUUCACCUGAAUGGUAGUGUGGUUAGGAAUGUUCUGUUUCCAGGAAGCAUUGCAAAUUCUGGUGAGAUCUCAGGGGUGUUGUCCUGUACCAAUCUCAAGUUGUCUCACACAGCUUCCGCCCUUUCUGGAUCAUAUUCUGAUUUCAUUCUUGUCGUCGAUACAACGUCGCGCGACAACGCAAGGGGUAUCUUGGAAUAUUCUUCUCAGAGAGAAGUUUUGCUUGAUGUUCCAUAUGUUGCUACCAUCGAACCAUCGUCUCGGUAUAUCGUCAAGUCCAGGGCUCUGUUUUGGAUUGGUGGCUCCUUGGUCAUGAAUGGGAAGGUCUCAUGCUCCCAAUGCGUUGUGUCCAAGGAAUUUCUCUACACAAACCCUUCGAUCUCGAAAAAUGUGACGGUGCAUGUUGGACAGCAGCGAAAUUUGUAUCUCUCUGGAGCUCACUUGUCCAUAUCGACUGCAGGCACCCAGGGAACCUUUCAAGUUUUGGUGCAAGAUCUGUUUGGCGGGAACAUUCAAAAUGACAUUGAUAAGGUGUUGUAUGCAAAUGCCACCCUCAUCACAGAUACGUACGGAUAUGGAUCAAGCUCAGUGGUUGAUGGCUUCUUGAAUCAAGUUUUCGAUUCAUUUCAGUUGAGAUUAGAUGAAUCUGCUCUGCCGCAAAAUGGUAUCUAUGUUGGAUAUAACAUCACCGUCGGAAAAGAAACAAGGAAAAUUCGAGAGUACACUUCAGAUAGGAAUGUUACUGUAGAUGUUCCUUUCAACUUGCUCAACUUCCUUUCACCAAGACAGCGAUUCAUAAUCUCUGCUACUAACUUUCAAUCGACCAGGACAUGGUUUGCAGGGACUUACUGUGAUAUGAGCAACAGUACUAAUCCAUGUAAUAUCUCAUAUGUAACAACAACAGCUGGUGUAUACCUUGUACAGGUACAAUACUUUCAACGCGGGGGUUUGAACGGUUUAUACUUUUUGAAUCAACACCUUCAGGGGAAACCAUCCAUGUCAAGGGUAGAUGCCUCCGAAUCCUUGUACGUUGGCUUUGCCUCGCUCGAGCACCUGGCGCCAGGUGCUCUCGCCAUUCGAUGGACGGGGCUGAUUCGGCCUAGCUACUCGGAGACCUACACCUUCAUCACCAACUCGUCGGUAUCUGGACCCAACGUCUUCAUCGGAGGGGUGCGGGUGAUCCACGGGUUUGCGACCUCUAGCUUCAAGUGGCGCAGCACAGCUGAUGUCGAAGAUGACCUGGUUCAAGUCUCCUUCGCAGGCACCGUAGAGCUGCAGGCCAUGACCUUGUACGAAGUCAUGAUAGAGUACUGGAACUUCAACCUUGCCACCGUCUUCGAGAUGUGGUGGAAAAGCCCCUCUCAGAGUCUUGAGAUCAUUCCAUCUUCCAGUCUGUAUUAUGCCUAUGAGCAGGCUCAAAGUAGUCCGUUCGCUCUAAGAGUAUUCCCAGCUGAUUUCUGCUUCAACAAUUUGUCGGAGUCUGACCCGACGCUGAGAUGUUCGAUCUACGGCAGUGUCGGGAGCAUGUAUGGUGCUGGAAUCUCGCUUGGUACCGCUGGCGUGCUCAACACCUUCAGCUUGCAGCUGAGAGACAUCUAUGGCAACGUCGCGCUGAGAGACAGUUCGUCCAUCGUCGCUCUCGUCAACUCUAACUGGAGGUGUGAGAGCUCAGACGACCUCUACAAGUAUGCUGGGCUGUGCGAGCCUCGCCGUGCUGUAGUGGCUUCGGCGAGCGUCUCAGGGGGGCUGUACCGUUAUUCGUAUCUUUCUUUGACAGGCUCCUUCUCUUCUGAAGUCCUCGCGGGUGCUCGUGUUCCCGGUGGACUGUUUGCAACCUACUACACCCUGGCACCUUGUAGCGAUGUGACAACAGAGCUCAGUAUGACAUACUCUGGCAUAGCAGAGAUUGUAGUUGUCAGUAUAGGAUCAUCAUGCCUGUCUGGCGGCAGCCUAUCAGCAUACGGAGGCGGAGGGUUUGCGUUUCUUGGCACCUUCACAGUGAGACAAGGGUCUGUUGACACCACUCGCGUUCUCAAUGCAGGACUUUCCUACUGGUCCGAACCCUUGAUCACCUGCUGCCAGAUGAUCUAUGCCGUGAGCAUCAGCGGGAGCGGCAGGGGGUACAUGAACGGGAGCUCUGCUCUUGCUUCAUGUGACGGCGUCACCGGGUGCUCAGGGACUGGGUUUGUUGGAGAGUGUAUCGUGAACAACGGGAGUGUGGUGAGCAUCAAUAUUCUCAGCUAUGGAUCUGGUUACAAUGCUUCCGCCUUGCCGAUGAUUGUCUGUCCGAAUGGAACAGGCCAGGUGUUGACACCGAUGGUAGACAUGUCUGAAGGAGGCGGCGGUUGUCAAGGAGUAGCUUUCAAAGCCAUCUUGCAGACCACGACCCAAAGACCCAACAGCUGGUGGUCGUCGGAUGUGAGCUCAAGUGGAGCCAGGUUCACCUUCUGUGAGAACUUGACGGCACAGAACGUGCGAUUGGACUCCAGCAUCGACUUCAGUGGCUCAAACUCCGCAGGCGUUGACAAGAUCACGUCUUGGCCUGGCACACCCACUUUGUCGUUCACGGGGAAUUCCUUCCAUGAAGAACUGGCUGGCCAAAAGAUGGUUCUGACGUGGGCAGGACCGGGAUUCUCACAACAAGUGAUCUCCAACAAUUCUCUAGCCUACCUCGCGCAAGUUGAAGGAAGUCCAACCACCAUGUACAUGUUGCCGAAUGCUCCUUGCGCUUCCACUUCCUCGGCGUCAGGUUACGGUCUAACUCUAGCGACUGCAGGACUUGUGAUGACUUUUGUCGUUACCACUAGAGAUGAGUAUAAGAACCUCCAUCACUAUCUAGACGACAACCUGCUCGGGUUCACCUUCACCUCCUACAUCGAUGCUGGAAGUCAGCCAUACCUCUAUGUCUUGCCCAACAGCUCUGCAGGCCUCGUCGCGUACGAAUACAAUAUCACGACAUCCGGCGUCCAUACGUUGCACUCGUUUCUUGCGCUGUCAGGAGGGUUGAGAGCGACUUACUAUAGCGACUCGAAUCUUGCUGUGCCGUAUCAGACCAGACGAGACAGUCUGAUCGACUUUUCUAGCCUGACUCGCUCCAACGCUACCUGGCCGUUCCUCACCGAGUCACAGUUCUCAGCUCGAUGGCAUGGGUUCAUCCGAGCCCAGUACAAAGAGCAAUACACCUUCUACGUGCAACUUGCGGAGGCGGGGGAGAGAGUCGAUGUUUCAGAGAGAGUGAGGUUGUGGAUAAACAACCAACUGAUCAUUGACCAGUGGAGCUCUCUCGCUCUAGAUUCAGCUGUUGGAAUCUUCGAUUUCACGAUGUCUGAUGUGCUCUACGACAUAGUCUUGGAGUACAAAAGCUACAACGCUUCUACUUUCCUCCAGCUCCUAUGGACUUCUGAUGGACAGAAUAUCCCGGCUGUGUGCAGUUUCUCACCUCCAUCUCCGUUUCCUCCCAAGUAUUAUCAGCCAGCUCUCUGCAGCUGGUCCCUGCAGUCCACGUGCAACGACAAGGAGAUCUGCUUCGCAUCCAGCACGGCCAUUAACGGCUUGUCAGCUGCAGGAUUCGGUACCAGCGUAGCAUGGAUAGGAGACGUCAAUGAGGAUGGGGUGGAGGACGUUGCGGUCGGGGCUCCAUACCAAGAGAGCAACGGCUUGAUGGUUGGAGCUGUCUACAUCAUGCUCAUGAGCCUCGACGGCAGCCUUGCAGCUCAACCCUAUGCACCGUCAACUGUGAUAAUCACUCAGGGAGCCAACCUUGGUCUCUGCCUGUCCUGCCUCAAGGCUGGCGAUCGAUUUGGAAACUGUAUUGCUGCUGUUCGUGACAUAGACAGGAACGGGCUCAACGACAUCGCUGUUGGAUCACGGAAUGCUAUCUUCAUCGUUCUUCUGAAAAAGGAUUCCUCAUAUGUCUGUCAGGCAUGCAACCCUGCUGUCGCCGACUACGUUGCUCUCAACAUCUCCUCGUCUCUGAGUCAAGAUGUAGUACCUGACUCGCUGGCUAUGAUGGGAGACCUUGACGGUAACGGGAUCGCUGAUCUGGUCUAUGGUGUUGGCGCUGGCGACCCCUCCUCCCCCGGCAACGGCUACAUUCAGAUUGUGAUGCUCUCGAGGAGUUGCGCUGGCGGACAAGCCAUCUGCGUGCUGUCCUUGGCUAAGAGGAUCUCCUACGUUGAGACUGUCGGAGCCAGCGCAAGCGCUUCAGCACUUUUCGGCUCCUCCUUGUCGCCUAUUGGAGACUUGAACGGUGACCAUGUGCCUGACAUCGCUGUCGGGGCGAGCAACGAGGCAUGCCAGCCGGGCUGUGCCGGAGCUGUGUACCUGCUGUUUCUUGACCGACAAGGUUGGACUGUCAGGCAAUGGACCAAGAUUUGUCGGAACUCGUCGGGUCUGCCAGCUGAGGACGCCGCCAGCUGCAGCAGCUCCUUCGGAUGGUCAGUCGCUUCUGCCGGCGACCUCAAUCAUGACGGGAGGCCCGACCUCAUAGUUGGCAGCAACGCUUCUGCAUCCACCCAGCCAGCCAACGCUAGCAUGAUCUACUGGCUGCUCCUGACCAAGAGCGGUACAGUACUAGAGUCGUUGGUGGUGAAGGGAGACCGGUUUCAGCCCGAGACCUCGGUCAAUGGAGUCUCUCUUUCCACAGCCUUUGACCUGAAUCGAGAUGGCAUGCCAGACUUUGUCAGCGGAAAUGCGAACCAGAAUCAGAGCAUCGACUCGUUCAGCGUGUUGUUCUCUCAGAGCCUCAAGAACUGGGCAUUCAACAACUCCAACACCUCAGUCAACGACUCCUUCCCCUCUGCAAGUCUCUUUGGCUCCUACUUUCUUUACAGCAAUGGCACAAUCUGCCAAGAUGGAUCACUAUAUGCCAACCACGAGGGCAACGCUCUCACUGGGUUAUACAGCUACAUCUUUGACGGGGUCGACUCCAACUGCAGGAGACGCUGUGAUGAAGACAGGUUCUGCAACUUUUACACAGUUGGAGCCACCAACAGCUGUAAAACGUACCUGAGCUGUUGGAAGCAGGUGGUAUCUUCAGACUCAUCUACUCAGACCUUUCAAAAGAACUCCUUCUUAGCGUCUGACAACUCGCUAUUGCAAGGACGAUAUUCCAACGCGGUUCUAACCUUCAGCAGUAUUCAGGCGCCAUACGCGUUAUUCAGCUUCUACUACUACCUUUACAGUGACUCUUCUGCCUCGAUCGACGUCAGGGUUCGUUCUGUUUCAACCGUACAGACAACCGGCUCACUGACGUCUGUUGUCAACAACUCCUACUUCAGCUUGGAUUCAAACUCUCCUCCAUACAACGACUGGUGGACUGGCAUGUUCGUUGUGAUUGGAGGAGAGACAAGGAGGAUCCGGAGGUAUUACCACAACAGGUAUGUGUUGACGGAGGUCAGCUUCUCCUUUGACCUCGCGGUCGGUUCACCUUUUCAAAUAUUCAAGAGCAGCUCCAUCUGUUUCUCGCAAUCUUGCUCGAGCAGUUUUGAUUGGUCGACCGUAUGGUCGAGUGAGGCUGCGCGGUCCCUUCCUGUGACAUGGCAGUUUGUCAGCUUGAACCUUGAAGCUCACAUUCAACCGGUCGAAAUACAAGUUCAAGUUAGCUUCUCCACAUCAAACUCCUUCAGAGUUGGGCUGGAUGGGCUUCAGACGACCUUGUUCAACAACCCCUAUCGCUCAUCCAUCAAUCGACCGCGGCUAGUCAAGAAACAGUUGGUGCCGUCUGCGAGGUUGUACGUUCCCUUUGAAACCGUCUCAUCUCCCUUCACCUUGAAUGUUCGACCCUCCUCAACUUCUCCCCAGACAAGUGUCUGUCAGGGGUGCAGCGUGACCUACCUGUCUGCUAGCUCCCUCCACAAGUUCUACAUCACCUUGAAGGACUCCUUCGGCAAUGUCCGUUCUGCUGUGAACGCCUCUGAGAACGGCACCUUCUUCUCCCGUCCAGCCCCCAUGUUUGCCCUCCAUCAUGAAGACGGGCUGGUGAUCUUCCUUGAAUCUCUUCUCAAUCUCAAUGAGGUCAAACGAAGCUCCGUCAUCUUCACGUCCGGGGCUGAGUACACGGCACAGAUACAGCCUUCUGAGCUCAACGAGACCAACAACGGGUACACGUUCCAAAGCUCCGAGUUUCGAUUGUACUUUGCCAGAGUCGGGGGGCUGAGGGGAGACUACUUCAAGAGAGAAGAGCUUAUAUCUCCUGUCUUCACCAGGAUCGAUGAAACCAUAGAUUUCUCCUUCACCACCUCCUUCCCUGGAUCUCCACAGUUCAUGCCCAUUGACUUCUUCAGCGCCCGGUGGAAGGGCUGGGUGAGGCCCCCGUUCUCAGAGACCUUCACAUUCAAGACUGAGACGCUGGCGUCCAAGAGCGUGGGAGGCAUGGAGGGGGUGCGACUGUGGCUGUCGGGCGAGCACAUUGGUAUUCUCAACCUCAUCAUUGACAGGUGGGGAGGACGUGAACCUGAGUACACGGGAACGCUCAGCCUGCAGACAGACGUGCUCUACGACAUCGUGUUGGAGUACAGAGACACGUACUCGAGCUCUAAAAUCAGGAUCCUGUGGAAAUCUGCUUCCAUGGGAGACACGUUCAACGUGAUUCCAUCCGACCGGCUGUACUACACGAUAGGAACCAACUCCACUGACGCGGCUUCCAUCACUGUUGGGCCUUGA
Messenger RNA from Guillardia theta CCMP2712, 13767 nucleotides. RefSeq lists its product as hypothetical. Gene Ontology annotation, biological process: integrin-mediated signaling pathway; cell-matrix adhesion; cell adhesion mediated by integrin. The record is from RefSeq and is a predicted model, not a curated record. Gene Ontology annotation, molecular function: integrin binding. Gene Ontology annotation, cellular component: integrin complex; external side of plasma membrane. The coding region runs from base 1 to 13767 and encodes 4588 amino acids. Lineage: Eukaryota; Cryptophyceae; Pyrenomonadales; Geminigeraceae. The transcript has 2 exons.